Molecule: messenger RNA, 237 nt
Organism: Cetraspora pellucida
Lineage: Eukaryota; Fungi; Glomeromycota; Glomeromycetes; Diversisporales; Gigasporaceae
Source: the annotation of a GenBank genome assembly
AAAUGUUCAACCCUUGACCCUGAUGGUUGUCGAUCUUUUCCAUCUAAUGAAUACGAUGACUGUCUUGAAGAUGGUUUUUGUGAAGAAUGGAGUGCUGCUAAAACCGAUAUGAUAUUUGCAAGUAUUAUUGGUGGAGUAACAUUUUUUUAUUUACUCUACGUAUUAUUCAUUAGUGGUAGAAGUCUUAAGCAAAUUGGUUGGAAAUACAUUUCUGGUGCUGUUUUUAUUACAUGUUAG